CAAGUAAUCACCCUGAUUUACACCGAAAGCUCUAAAAGCUUCUCAGCUAGCUGCACUGAUUCUACUCAUGGGGUUCCAAGAUCACCUCGAGAAGAAGCCGCAGCCGCUGCGCCACCAUGGCGCCGCUUUAGCCGAAGACAAGACAGCAGCAGGCAGCGGGAGGAAGAAGAAGAAGAAAGCGGCAGCGGUCUGGAUCGCGCUGCCGCCGCUCAGGCCCAUCAAGGUCGGCCGCCGACGGCGCGGGAACGGCGGCGCCGGCGCCAGGGAAGAAGAAGAGGAGGACGAGGAGGUGACGACGCCGACGGGGGAGUGCUGCAGGAUCCCGGCGGAGGCGGCGGCGUGCCCGCCGGCGCCGAGGAAGAAGCAGAAGACGGCCGUGGCCAUCGUCGGCGGCGGCGACCGCCGGUGCAGCAGCAGCAGCCGCGACGUCUACGGCGAGCCGGCGACGGAGGAGUACUUCCGCGUCCCGGCGGACCUGGAGGCCGUGUUCGCCGCCGUCGGCCGAGUCGCCCAGGCCAACUGAUUGAUCCGUGCUUGCCUGCGUGUGUUUAAUUAGUAGUGCUCGAGUAGUACUGUGGAAGUGAUCAAAUGGAUUUGCCGCUCCGAUGCAGCUGUAAAAAAAUUGGCGUUAUUAUGGAUCGAUCCAUGGAUUAGUCCGCUGCUGUAAUUAAUCAAGAAUCGAGGAAUCCAAUUGUGCUCUGGUCUCUGUUUAUCAUU
This is a messenger RNA of Brachypodium distachyon (stiff brome), 717 nucleotides long. RefSeq names its product cyclin-dependent protein kinase inhibitor SMR6. The transcript has a single exon. Lineage: Eukaryota; Viridiplantae; Streptophyta; Magnoliopsida; Poales; Poaceae. Gene Ontology annotation, biological process: regulation of DNA endoreduplication. Bases 68 to 523 code for a protein of 151 amino acids. The record is from RefSeq and is a predicted model, not a curated record.